ACUUAAUAUUUAGUAUCGUCACCACAAUGUCCGGACCAGUACAGGAUGUUGUUGAAGAAGACGCAGCCGAUUUACAAUUUCCAAAAGAAUUUGAAAAUGCUGAGACUCUCCUUAUAUCUGAAGUAGAUAUGUUAUUAGAGCACAGAAAGGCACAAAAUGAAUCUGCUGAGGAGGAACAAGAAUUUUCUGAAGUUUUUAUGAAGACACUAACUUACACUAAUAUGUUUAAAAAGUUUAAAAACAAAGAAACUAUUGCAGCAGUGAGAAAUCUCCUUCAGUCGAAAAAAUUACAUAAAUUCGAGGUAGCAAGUUUAGCUAACUUAUGUCCAGAAACAUCAGAAGAAGCUAAAGCAUUAAUACCAUCUCUAGAAGGAAGAUUUGAAGAUGAGGAACUUAGGAUACUAUUAGAUGACAUCCAAACAAAACGGAGUUUACAAUAUUAGAGCAAUUGUAUGAUGAUAAAUAAUGGAUUGAUUUUAUUAAUUCUCAACUAGUAUAUAAGUAUUAUUUUAUUAAGAAUCCACACAUAUUCCUAAAUCAAUGUGAAUAUGCUGGUACUGAGUGUCAACCACACAACUUCAUUCAGAGCAGUCCAAUUUCAAUGCUAUAUUUUUAUUACAUACUUAAGCGCAGGGCAGGAAGAACCAAGUAUAUAAAUUUUUUGUAUGAAUAUAUUUACGAAUUUUUAAAUUAAUAAUAGUAAACAUUACAAUGUAAUAGCUUUGUAAAUCAAGGUUGGAUUUUAUUAAAUGUACCGAAUGUAUAUAAGGGUUAUUGAUUUAGAAUUAACAGAAGACUGUCUAUUUAACAUACAAAAGAAGUGUGAAUAAAAAAAUUAAUGUGUUAAAUCAGUCUGUAUAUUGGAUAUGUCUGCAAUACAGCAAGAUACAUUACAGUGAAAACAGAUAAAAGUGAUAAAAUAUUGGAAACAAAAAUAGUAAUUAGAAUUUCUUCUCUGAAACAAAACUAUAAUAAAACCAUCUUAUCAUUACUUAAAAAGUACAUACUAUUAAUAUUGAUGUUAAUUAAUGCCUCCUAACUAAACAAGCCUUUUGUUCAACAUCACAUGUAAACAAACUAAAUGAAUUUUUCAUUAAUAAACCUCAACAAUUUUAGAUAACUAAAACUCAACAAUGCUUUGAUAAUUUUACUUAUUUACUAAUUUUGUUGCCUAAACAUUAUUCAUUAACAAAAUGCCGAACAAAAGGUUUGCUCCUUUUAUAAACUUAUAUCAAUGGGCACUUUUGGUUUAGUUUAAAAGUUAGUAUUUAAUCUAAUAUCAUUAAUAAAAAUUACAAACUUAUUAUUCACCUAAAAGCAAACUUGUAAAAUAAUAUUAAUCAUCUAUAAAAGAACUAUCAAAUCUAAGGUCCUAGCACAUUACUUUAU
Molecule: messenger RNA, 1389 nt
Organism: Achroia grisella
Lineage: Eukaryota; Metazoa; Arthropoda; Insecta; Lepidoptera; Pyralidae
Gene: Polr2D
Product: DNA-directed RNA polymerase II subunit Rpb4
Exons: 3
Coding region: 27-443 (138 amino acids)
Biological process (GO): nuclear-transcribed mRNA catabolic process, deadenylation-dependent decay; positive regulation of translational initiation; transcription initiation at RNA polymerase II promoter
Cellular component (GO): RNA polymerase II, core complex; P-body
Molecular function (GO): nucleotide binding; translation initiation factor binding
Source: RefSeq, a predicted model, not a curated record